GGUCUCCUUUUUGUUUUCGCUUGCAUCUUUCUCUCCUCGCGUUGCGUACGGGUAGGCAAACGAACAGCGCAUCAACCAUCUUUUUCGCUACAAAACGGAGUGCUGACAACCAAUACUGCUAAUGUAGAGACAGCGACACAAGGACAGAUGCGUUCGUCCACGUCUGGAUCCACCAGCGCACCAAUGGGACACCCCGUACCGCCAAACGCACCGGUGCAGUUCAGCCUGCUGUAUCGGCUACACCACACCGCGUGCUCCAUCACGGCUCGCAACUCCACCUCGCCGCUUCGCCUGUCCGGGUCGUCGUCUUCGUCUCCUUACGCCCCAUUCACAGCGGGUGCUGAUGCCAAUGCAGCAGGCUACGUGACACCGCCACAGAGCAGAACACAUGCCAUUGCUACCACCACGGGCCCCUACCCACACCCACCCGUCUCCUCCUCCCCUACGUCGUCUCCCCCGGCAACGUGGUCGCCCAGCCCAAGACAUCGCAUGGCGGGCGACGCAGGUCAGGGCGUCUCCUCGACGCCCUUGCUCUCCACGAUGGACAAGCGAGAGCUGUCCAAGGUGGUGGUCCGGGACGCCGUGUACGCGCGGGUGCUGGACCUGGUACCGGGUCGACAGCAUGUUCAGGUGGCAGUGUGGACGCUGUCGCCGCACAUCAUUCAGAUCGAUGGCGCGGUGGCGGUCGCGGCUCCUCUGCACGAUUCGGAAGGGUUUUUGUCUUCCUUCUCCACUCUGAACGAGUCCGACUUUCGCCGGGUGGUGCAGGAGCGGUUGCAUGAACUGGCGGUGGAUGCAAGCCUCUUCGCGUCGCUUCUACAACCGUACCUCGGCGAUGUGGGCUGCCGGGGCGACAUUGUAACGGCCACGGUGGACGGGGUGCAAUGCUGAUUACCCACAGGAGAGGUAGAUGCCGUUCCGCGAAUAUGAUCCUGAUGAUCUGGUUUUGGUCAGACGGUUGGGUUUCUUUGUGGUGCCCGUAGCUGCGGCCUGAACACCAGUUCCAUUGCUUGAAUUGGCGACCGAUGCGCUGUCUUCUCUGUGUGACGUUUUCUGAUGGACUUUUUUCGCGAACCGCCUCCGUUUCGCUUUCUUCUUCCUGCUGCGUUGCAGCGGUUUUCGCGUGCGCCUCGCUGUGAGGAAGCUGCAGCGAUGGCUGACAGUCUUUCUCAAGCGACGUACGCAGCAGCCGCAAGCUGUGAAACAAACAGCGUAGAUAACAUUUUAUUUUCUUUUAAAUUGAUCUUCGUCCUGUGGUGCACAGAAGUUUCUCUGAGCAGGGCAACGCAACCUCCUCCUCCUCUGUUUUCCCUUUUUUCUGGGCUUUACCUGUUGCCUUUCUUUUUCGGUUUCU
This is a messenger RNA of Leptomonas pyrrhocoris, 1354 nucleotides long. RefSeq names its product unspecified product. Bases 148 to 891 code for a protein of 247 amino acids. The record is from RefSeq and is a predicted model, not a curated record. The transcript has a single exon. NCBI's taxonomy places the organism in Eukaryota, Euglenozoa, Kinetoplastea, Trypanosomatida, Trypanosomatidae.